This is a messenger RNA of Pistacia vera, 1035 nucleotides long. RefSeq names its product protein LURP-one-related 4-like. Lineage: Eukaryota; Viridiplantae; Streptophyta; Magnoliopsida; Sapindales; Anacardiaceae. The transcript has 3 exons. The record is from RefSeq and is a predicted model, not a curated record. The coding region runs from base 91 to 678 and encodes 195 amino acids.
UUCUAGGAAUAUAAAUUAGCUGUCUUGCUCUUGCAGAUCAACUAUUAAUUCCUAUGCUCAUAUUUGUUUUUCCUUGCAGAAUUUCAAUUCAUGGCUAAAGUUUACCCUAAAGCACCCAUUGUUUCUCCUUACCUGACUUUAAAAAGAGAGUCAUUCACAAUAUGGAUGAAGUCUCUUUUAUGCCAUUCAAAUGGUUGCACGGUUUUUGAUUCUGAUGGCCAGAUUGUCUAUCGCGUUGAUAACUAUGACAAAAAAUGCAGAAACGAAGUUUAUCUCAUGGAUCUCCGCGGCAAAGUUCUCUUCACUAUAAAAAGAAAGAAAUUAUUGGUUUUUGAACGUUGGGAGGGCUAUAAAUGGAGCAGCAGCAGUACCGUAAAGAAGGAAAAGCCACGGUUUAAAGUAAAAAAGUAUUGCAAAUACUUUUUUAUGGGAGAUUUAGCUUGUAAAGUUAGUGCUGGGCAUGAUAAUUAUUGGAUGGUGAGAUCGUCAGCUGGCAAAGCAGAUUUUAAGAUAGUGAACAACGAUGGAAAUAUUAUUGCAGAGGCAAAUCAAAAGCAGUCGUCUUCAGGAAUCUUGUUAGGAGAAGACGUAUUGACUUUGAGAGUGGAACCCUAUGUUGAUCAUUCCUUCAUCGUAGCUCUCGUCACCGUCUAUGGAUUGGUCAAUCGAAAAAUGUAAAUAAUUAAUCUUCUCAAGAACAAUUUUGCAGAGCGGGAUGUUUUUAGUGUUUUCUUAUUUUCCUUUCGAAAAACCUGAAAGGAUAGCUAGGAAUACUGCUAUGUAUAAAUUAGAAAGAUUAUGGAAAUUAACACAAAGAGAAAAGAAAUAUAUAGAGACAUGUAUUCUUAUAUUCUGUAUUCAAUUUAUUCAACUUCUUAAACCUGAUGUUUCUUCGAACUUGCAAUUGCAAGCAUAUACUAGUUUCAUUUCUCCUACAGAUUGUUUUGAUAAAUGGUUGAGCAUGAAAAAUAAUAAUCUGCUCUCAUGAGAAAGAUCCUGGUGAUCUCAUCCUAAUCCAUUGUACAAUGACAAACC